Sinocyclocheilus grahami is the source of this 1294-nucleotide messenger RNA. It is a transcript of the gene neurod2, whose product is annotated as neuronal differentiation 2. The transcript has 2 exons. NCBI's taxonomy places the organism in Eukaryota, Metazoa, Chordata, Actinopteri, Cypriniformes, Cyprinidae. The record is from RefSeq and is a predicted model, not a curated record. Gene Ontology annotation, biological process: nervous system development; axon development; sensory organ development. Gene Ontology annotation, molecular function: DNA-binding transcription factor activity, RNA polymerase II-specific; E-box binding; protein dimerization activity. Gene Ontology annotation, cellular component: nucleus. Bases 162 to 1283 code for a protein of 373 amino acids.
GUAGUUUCUAUGCAAGCGUGUACACUCCAUUGAGGUGCGUGUGCAGCGGCAGCGACAGAUGGCGGGCUCCUCUUCCCUCGGGAAGGCAAUCUCUACGAAUGCGAGCGCGUGUCAAUCACCCGCUCUCAUGUGAUGGCUCCUGCCAGUGACGUGCCCACCAUAUGGCCUGGCAUCAGAGCAGUGCCGCUACCAUGUUGACUAGAUUAUUCAACGAACCUUCACUGCUUCCGGACAUGCAGAAGUUCGGGGGCUGGGUGGAUGACAGCGGGAGCGAGGACUCCAAAAUCAAGGACGAGGAGCAGGAGCGCUGUCGCCUAGGCAACGAGGACUUGGACGAGGGCGAUGUGAAAGACGGGAGCAGCCGUGCUCAGUCAGAAAUUGCAGGGGAUGAGGACGAUGAUGAGGAUGUUGAUGAAGAUGAUUGUGAGGAUGACGGGGACGGAGACAGGCCCAAAAAACGUGGGCCAAAAAAACGCAAAAUGACACCGGCUAGGUUAGAGCGCUCGAAAGUACGGCGCCAAAAAGCAAACGCCAGAGAGCGCACACGCAUGCACGAUCUAAAUUCAGCACUGGACAAUCUACGCAAGGUCGUACCAUGCUAUUCAAAAACUCAGAAACUCUCCAAAAUUGAAACACUAAGGUUGGCGAAGAACUACAUUUGGGCGCUGUCAGAAAUCCUGCGGAAUGGGAAGAGACCGGACGUGGUUUCGUAUGUACAGACACUGUGCAAAGGCCUCUCCCAACCCACGACCAAUCUAGUAGCUGGGUGCCUCCAACUUAACUCAAGGAAUUUUCUAACGGAACAAUGUCAAGAGGGAGCGCGCUUUCACUUACCUAACCCCUCGUUCUCCAUGCACGCAUUUCCAUACCAGUGCUCCCGCCUAUCAAGCACACACUGUCAGUCCGGGUCCAAUGCACAUAGCCUCCGAAAUCACUCUUUCUGUUCGUCCUAUGAGGCUCUGUACACCGAAGGCACGUCCCCAGAAUACAACAGUCCAGAUUACGAGAGUCACCACAGCCCUCCGAUGUGUGUAAAUGGUAACUUUGCUUUAAGACAACCGGAGUCACUGUCACCAGAAGCGGAAAGAGGUUAUCAAUAUUCUAUGCAUUACACCAAUCUGCAUGGCUCACGGUCCUCGGCUGCUCAUGGUCUUGCUUACGGCCCAUCAGGAACUCGCAGCGGCAGCGCUCACUCAGAGAACCUUCCACCGUUUCAUGAUGUUCACGUGCACCACGAUCGGGCGCCUCCAUACGAUGAACUCAACGCCCUUUUCCACAAUUAGGUGAUUUUUCC